Messenger RNA from Pestalotiopsis fici W106-1, 1485 nucleotides. RefSeq lists its product as uncharacterized. Bases 1 to 1485 code for a protein of 494 amino acids. The transcript has 6 exons. Lineage: Eukaryota; Fungi; Ascomycota; Sordariomycetes; Amphisphaeriales; Sporocadaceae. The record is from RefSeq and is a predicted model, not a curated record.
AUGGACGAUUAUAUGUUCCACCGUUACGUGCAGCAAUGCAAAUACGUACCGGAAAACACAAGUUACCUGGAGAUAUUCAACUAUACGGAUCCAGUUCAUAAUUCAGUCGAGGAGCAUCCACUGACGCCCGAUGAAUUUGAAAACUAUCUACAUCGCCGGGGAGCUUUUGAGCCGCCCACGCUGCCCGAGGGCGUGAGGUUGAAAGACGGUAUCCGUCUAGUUCUUCAGAAAAAUGCCAAGCAGAAUGAGACUUUUACGCCAAAUUAUAUAUCCCUGACAGCCGAUCAGUAUGAGCAAAUGGUCAGGACCAUGCGGCUCCCCUUCCGGGCCAUUGAGGGAACGAGCGUCGUUGGACCCUUCUUCUGGGCUGCAUUCGACCAAGAUGCGAGCGAUCCGCACUUGCAGAUCAUUUUCCGCAAAUCCGAUGUGCGGAAAAAGGGCAAAACCCGUGGCUGGGAGAUUAUGCUCUCUCACUCAUUCACAACCGCCAUCACGACCGGAUUCGUGAAGGGAACACCGUCUUCAGAUAUUGUCACUUCGAUUGAGCACCUGACAUCAUGUGCCGCGCAGGUUGCGCAUCCCAUGCUAUUGCCCGUCAUUAUCCUGUCGCACGAUCUGUCCUGGAAGACGGACCAGAAGCAGCGCGACGCCCGGGACUGGCUGCGCCGUCUUGAGCACGCCGUGACCAUGCGUGAUGAGAUUGAGGAAGGAGAGAGCUACCGGGAUCUGGACCUUGAAGUCCUCAAUCGGGAUCUCGUCGAGUGCCACAGCCAGGUGUUGUGGAAGCGACCACAGGCUUAUCAGAGCAUCAUUGAGGAGAUGAAGCUCACCAUGGACAACUUCUGGCAGAGCUCCAUGCCGGAGCGGGUGCACCGCGGCGAGACGGCGGCUUUGCAUAACAGCAUGAAGAGCCGUCUUGAUUUUUACCGCAUCAAACUUUUGGGCGUGGAGAAUUACGCGCAUACGACGUUGGAGAGGCUGAAUAUCCAGCGACAAGCUCUUUACAACAUCAUCGCCCAAAAGGAAUCCAAGCUCAACCUAGAAAUGGCUGCCCAGCAACGUCGCCUUGCACACGCAUCGAAGCGCGACAGUACGGCCAUGAAGACGUUAUCACUGCUGGGUGCCGUGUUCCUCCCGGGGACAUUCUUGGCCUCCAUCUUCUCCAUGACGUUUUUCGACUUUAACGUGGACGAUGGCUCAGGCGGCGGCAGUACCGGGGCGGCGGUCUCGCAGUAUCUCUGGGUCUACUUUGUGGUGACGAUCCCGCUAACCAUGUUGAUUGUGGGAUCAUGGUGGUGGCUGGACAAGAGGCGCGAGCGGCAGUACGCGCUCGAGGACGCCGACAUUGAAAAGGGUAUCGAACGCAUGGAGACGGAAAUCAUGGCCAUUAUGCGCAAGAAGACGAUGAAGAAGGCCACCACAUGGAACAGCGGAAAUACGCCGAGUUUGAGUUUUCAGCUCAAUAGGAAGGACAAGACGGGCUGA